Messenger RNA from Mauremys mutica (yellowpond turtle), 22225 nucleotides. RefSeq names its product dynein axonemal heavy chain 5-like. The record is from RefSeq and is a predicted model, not a curated record. The coding region runs from base 388 to 14427 and encodes 4679 amino acids. Lineage: Eukaryota; Metazoa; Chordata; Testudines; Geoemydidae. The transcript is spliced from 79 exons. Gene Ontology annotation, molecular function: minus-end-directed microtubule motor activity; ATP binding; dynein light intermediate chain binding. Gene Ontology annotation, cellular component: dynein complex. Gene Ontology annotation, biological process: microtubule-based movement.
UGUGACUGUAAAGACCAGCAUGGGAGGUUUGGGGCAUCAUCUAUGACAGGAGUGGGCAAACUUUUUGGCCUGAAGGCCACAUCUGGGUAUGGAAAUUAUAUGGCGAGGCCCCUAAUGCACAAGCUCUUCAGGACAGCAACCACAUCAGGGAAGUAACAGGGCAACAUUUAAAACUGCUUCCCACAUUGAACACGUGAUAUUUGGACUCCAUAAGCCAAGAGCAAUGGAGAGGGCUGCUCAAAGAUUCCCUGGCUACUCUUCUGCACUGGCUUCUGAAAAUAAAAGACGUCUGCCCUGAGGUUGGUAUUCUUGCUUGUAAGCCAUUAUGGACAGCGUGACACAGACAACCAACUGUGAGAGGAGUGCAGCAGAGGGAAGGGGAGUGGCAUGUUAAAGGGACAUCUGUCCAUUGGACUUUCACACCAGAGGUUACUUUGUGUGCUGCUGCAGAUGGAGGCGGCAGGGGGAUGUGUGGCUGAAUCAGGGGGCGGAGGGGAGCUCAGCCUUGCUACUCCUGAACCUGCACAGCAAGAAGCAGACCAAGAGCCAAGAGAGGCCUUAGCUGUCUCCAAGCCUGAUGCUGAGCUCAGUCCGCCUCUCAUCACUAUCAACAAAGAUGGUGAAGGAAAAGGCCACAGGCGUAGAGGUGCCUUUAAGAAGAAUAUUACUGAGCCAGGAUCAGCUAUAACAGCGUCAUCUUCAACUGCUGCUGUUUCGCCAAAUGGGAAGAAAAAUGUAGUGCUAUCCAGUGAAGCUAAGAAAGAAUUGGCCAAGCAGGCCAAAGUCACCAAGGAGGAGAGAAGAGCUCAGUUAGACGAUAGACACAAGUAUUUGAUAUUAAGAUUAGCAGAUGGAAUAGGCUUAAAUGAACAGGAAGUAGAGGAUUCUGUUAUUUCUGAUGAAAAGUUUCAACUUGUAGGAGAAUUCUUUGCAGAGAACGGACUUAAAAAGUUACUUUUCUUUUACCAAGAUGCAUGCCAGCAAAAGUCAAAUGUUCCUUUGAGGACAGAUGGGUCUUCCCCAAGUUCACUUUUGCAGAAGAAGUUAUUUAUUACCAUGGGUUCUACCGAGGGCUUAACAGGAACUUGUGCAUUUUUUCUAAGGACUACAGAUAAAGCAAUAACUACAGCAAAUAUCUCUCAGGAGAUGAAUUUUGGAAUGUUUGAUUGUACUAGUGGAAAUAUCCUUCAGGGCCUGGAAAUUUUCUUGGCCCAAGUCAUGGUACCAGCACUUAAAUCUCAGCAGCACUGGGGAGCUGUGAAAGAAGGCUUGAAGAACAGCCAGAUACAAGACUUUCUGUAUUCUGUGGAUAAAUUUGUGGGUACCUUGUCAUCAGCAAGACAGAAUUUAGAAGAUAAAAUUCAGCUGCAGAAGGUGGAUAUUGAGAGUUACCUCAACAACUUGCAUAACCCAUCUGACUACAUAACAGCAGGCAGUAACAUCGAGGUAAUUGAGAAACUUGAAGGAGUGCUUAUAAUUUGGAUCAAACAGAUUGGACAAAUUUUGGUGGAAAGUGAACAAAUGAGAAAAGAAGCUGAUGACAUUGGCCCAGCUGCUGAACUGGAACACUGGAAAUCGAGGAUGGCAUCAUUUAACAGCCUUUUAGAUGAGAUCAAGAGUCCAAGAGUAAAUAAAGUUCUAAGUAUUCUUCAGGCAGCAAAAUCAAGACUAUUAAAGCAGUGGAAAGAACUGGAUGGUAAUGUAACAAAUGCUGCCAAUGAAGCUAAAGACAAUGUAAAAUAUUUAUAUACACUGGACAAGUUCUUUGGUCCACUUGGUAAAGCCUCACCUGCAGCAAUAGUGGAGCACAUACCCAGCUUAAUGAACAGUAUUCGUAUGAUUUACAGUACAUCACCGUACUAUAAUACAUCAGAACAGAUGACUUCUCUUCUCCUCAAAAUCACUAACCAGAUGAUUAAUACAUGCAAGAUAUAUCUAAGUCAAGGUGUUUUGAAAAUCUGGGACCUGGACAGGCAAGAAUUAUUAAAGAGGAUACAAGAAUGUAUUUAUCUCAAUGAACAAUAUCAAACAUAUUUUCAGAGAGUAAGGGAGAAGCUAAAGGAAAAUCCAAAUGAUCGGCAGUUUGAUUUCAGUGAAAACUAUAUAUUUGGAAAAUUUGAUGCAUUCUGUAAACGCUUGGAAAAGAUUUCAGAUAUAAGCAAUAUCAUGGAAGGCCUUUUAGAGCUACAGAAUAUAAAAAUAGAAGGUAUUGAAAAGAUCAGUGCUCGUUACCAGAUGAUUGCUACAAACACCAAAUCAAAAACCUAUGAUGUUCUGGAUCACAGGAAACAAGAGUUUGAGAAAGAUUACCUUGAAUUUAAGAAUCAAAUUGAAGGUCUGCACCAGUCAAUGCAAGAAUUAGUGGAUUCUUGGUUUGAGAAAUCUUUAACUACUGAACAGAUGUUGGGACUUCUGAUGAAGUUUGAACACAUUGGUAAAGACCAUAUUGAUCUUACUGAAAAAUAUAUAAUCGUCGUUCAGCGAUACAGCCGAGAAUUAGAUCUGGUUCGAAAACUCUACCAGAAGCAAAAAGAAAAUCCGCCUAUGCCUCGUAAUGUACCACCUGUAACUGGGAAGAUUAUGUGGGCUCGGCAGUUGUUCAGAAAAAUAGACCAUCCAAUGAAAUUUUUUAAAAAGAAGACUGCACUUUUGAAGACUCCGGAAAUGAAGAAGGUAAUUUGGAGCUACAACAAAAUGGCUGCUGUUCUUUUAGAAUUCGAACUUCUUUAUCACAGAGCAUGGUGCAGGUUUGCUGAGCAAGCUAAGAACGGACUGUGUGCGUCAUUACUUGUCAGACAUCCAGAAACCAAGGAAUUAUUUGUGAAUUUGGAUCCUAUGGUCCUCGAAGUACUGUGUGAAACAAAAUACCUGAAAAAAAUGAAUUUUGAAGUUCCAGAUGUUGCCCUUGGCAUAUGUGCAGAAGAAGAACAGAUUAAAAAACAGCAAAUGAAACUUCAGGAUCUUUUGAUUGAUUACAAGAAGUUUGUAAAUGGAAUUCCUGCUAUUCUGGAGCCACUGAUGAAACCUUUUAUGGAGCAAAUUGAGGAAGCCCUCACUCCAGGCCUGACACAAUUAUCAUGGACUUCUCCAAACAUUGACAAAUUCCUCGAGAAAGUUUAUAAGUCCCUAGAAGAAGUGGGGUAUAUAGUCAAAGAAGCUUCUGACACACUGGAAUGCAGAAUUGAAAGAAUUCUGCAGGAUAUGUCAGACACUCCUCUUGUAACUCUACCCGAAGAUGAACCCAUUGAAGUACCUGCUUUCCUGGAAAGGACAGAAAAACUUACUGCUACAGCUGCUGAAACUCUGUCUCAACAAAGCCAGCAAGUGGAACGUUCCAUGUAUGAAUUGAUAGACAUUCUGAAGCACAGAUUGAAACUGGAAGACAAAAGCAAUCUGCAGGAUUCAUUUGCCUGUGGACAUCUUGAUAUGAAACAGAAAACACGCUGCCAGGAAUGUCUGUCCUGUAGUUACUAUAACCUGAUGGGGCAGCUUUGUCAGAAAAAUACCGACUCUCUAGUCAAAUGCACCAGGAUUUCUUUAGCUGCUUUAAGGCGUCGCUUACAUGUUCUCAACUCUAAAUAUCAGAUGACCAAGUUCAUAAAAGAUCAAAGAGUUCCGUUAUUCAAAGCUGAAAUUCAAUUGGCCAUUCCCAAUGUUGUCUUGAGGCCAAGUCUUGAUGAUAUUCAGAAUGUGGUAAACAAAGCAGUAAAUAUCAUAUUAUCGAUGGCCAGAGAUAUCCCACUGUGGAAGUUUGCUCAUUUACAUCAUAGACAGCAGCAGAUGGAACAGACUGCUGCCAUCGAGCUGGGUGAUGAGAGCAAACUCACCAAGAUGGUGGCAUUGAGACCUUUGGACAAACAGAUCAGUGAACACAAGGAUGUGAACAAAGCUGUGAUCCAGCUUACCACAAUAAUUUUAUCUCUUAAAACUGAUGCAGUGGAUAUUUUGAAGAGCUUUGCUAAAUUCUCCAGCAUCUGGAAUCAGGAUCCAGAGGAAAAAGUAAAAGAAUUUCUAGAGACUAACCCAGUGAUGUCUGAAUUCCAAACACAGAUUAAUUACUUUUCUCAAUUAGAAAUCCAAAUUAGAGAACUGCCAAGUCAUUGCAUAUUGGAAUCAGUGGAUUUUGCAACUGAGUCUUUGAAAAUGGCCUUAAUUCAGGAAUGUCGUUUGAGGCAGAGAUCAUUUGGAUUAGCUUUAAAUAAAAAAGCUGCCAUGGACAUGGAUGCAGUUUACACAUUCAUUGACAAUCUCAGCAAGCGAUUAAACAGGCCAAUCAAUGAUCUUGAUGAUGUGCGAGGAGCAAUGGAAGCCCUAAAGGAAAUACGAGAGGCUGAGAUUAAAAUUGACAUGACAGUUGGACCUAUAGAGGAAUCUUAUGCUCUGCUACAUAAGUAUGAUCUACUGUUUAAAGAUGGAAAUGCAGAAAGAGUUGAUGGGUUGGCAUAUGCUUGGAAGAACCUAAACACACAGGUAUUGAAGAUUCAGGACUUGCUGCUUGAAGUGCAACCAUCCAUGAAAACAGAUUUACUGAAUGGUGUUAAAAAGUUCCAGAUUGAUGCUGUGGAAUUUUACACAGACUAUAAUGAAAAAGGCCCUGGUGCGGAAGACAUUCCUCCCUGGGAAGCAAGUGAUAGAUUACAAAUCUUCCAAGCCAAAUUUGAUGAACUGUGGAGGAAGUAUAUCACUUUUUCUGGUGGGGAAGAAUUAUUUGGUCUUUCUGUCACAGAAUAUCCAGAACUACAAAAAAUAAAACGGGAGCUUACACUGCUUCAGAAACUUUAUGGUCUUUACAAUUCGGUUAAUGCUAAUAUCAGUGGAUACUAUGAAAUAUUUUGGAGUGACUUGGACAUUGAAAAAAUUAACAGUGAACUUCUGGAUUUUCAAAACAGAAUUCGUAAAUUGCCUAAGGCUCUGAAGGAAUGGCAAGCUUUUCACGACCUAAAAAAGAAGAUUGAUGAUUUUGCUGAGAGUUGUCCUUUGCUUGAAAUGAUGGCAAACAAAGCAAUGAUGCCAAGACACUGGGAAAGAAUUGCACAAGUAACUGGCCAUAAGUUUGAUGUUGUCUCUGAAAGUUUCUCUCUGAAGAACAUAAUGGAUGCCUCAUUGUUAAAAUACAAGGAAGAUAUUGAGGAUAUCUGCAUCAGUGCUGUUAAAGAAAAGGACAUUGACGCAAAAUUGAAACAUGUCAUCAAUGAGUGGAGUACUCAUGUCUUUACAUUUGGCCAGUUCAAAACCAGAGGAGAAUUGCUUCUGAAAGGCUCAGAUACUUCCGAGAAGAUAGCUCUGAUGGAGGAUAGUCUCAUGAUUUUGGGAUCCCUCAUGAGCAACAGGUACAAUGCACCAUUCAAGCCCACAAUCCAACAGUGGGUCCAGAAAUUGGCCAAUACCACAGAAAUAAUUGAAAAUUGGAUUACUGUACAAAACCUCUGGAUUUACCUUGAAGCUGUUUUUGUUGGUGGAGACAUUGCAAAACAGCUGCCUCAGGAAGCCAAAAGAUUUCAGAACAUUGAUAAAUCUUGGCAGAAGAUUAUGCAGAGAGCUCAUGAGACAUCAAACAUAGUACAGUGCUGUGUUGGAGAUGAGACAUUGGCACAGCUACUACCACAUUUGCUGGAACAACUGGAAAUAUGUCAGAAAUCAUUAACUGGGUAUUUGGAAAAGAAACGAUUAGUAUUUCCCAGAUUUUUCUUUGUAUCUGAUCCUGCACUUCUGGAAAUCCUUGGUCAGGCAUCAGAUUCACACACUAUUCAGGCACAUUUACUGAGUCUGUUUGACAAUGUUAACCGAGUGGGAUUUCACGAAAAGAACUAUGACCAGAUUUUAUUAUUUGAAUCUCAAGAAGGAGAACAAGUCAAUAUUAUUGAGCCUGUUCUAGCUCAGGGUAAUGUGGAAUUCUGGCUGGGACAGCUGCUGAAUGGGAUUAAGAAAACAAUCCACUCCAUCAUUAGACAGGCAUCUAUAGCCAUUAGUGAUUCAGGAUUUAAGCUGUAUGACUUUCAGACAAUGUUUCCUGCACAAAUAGGUCUUCUGGGAAUUCAAAUGAUUUGGACCAGAGAUGCAGAGGAUGCGCUAAACAAUGCCAAAACAGACAAAAAGGUCAUGCACACAACAAAUCAGAAGUUUCUGGACCUUUUAAAUGAUUUGAUUGACAUGACAACACGUAAUCUGACAAGGAUGGAGCGCACAAAAUAUGAGACUUUAAUCACUAUUCAUGUACACCAGAAGGAUAUCUUUGAUGAUUUGGUCCGUAUGAAUAUUAAAUCUCCAUCUGACUUUGAAUGGCAAAAACAAUCCAGAUUUUACUUUAUUGAAGAUGUGGACAAAUGCAUCAUCCAAAUCACUGAUGUGGAGUUCAGCUACUGCAAUGAAUACUUAGGCUGUACAGACAGACUCGUUAUAACUCCUUUAACUGACAGAUGUUACAUCACAUUGGCUCAGGCUUUGGGAAUGAGUAUGGGUGGUGCUCCAGCAGGACCUGCAGGUACUGGGAAAACAGAGACAACUAAAGACAUGGGCAAAUGUCUGGGAAAAUACGUUGUUGUCUUUAAUUGUUCAGACCAAAUGGACUACAGAGGCCUAGGUCGUAUUUAUAAAGGUUUGGCCCAGUCAGGUGCAUGGGGUUGCUUUGAUGAAUUUAAUCGCAUUGAACUUCCUGUUCUAUCAGUAGCUGCUCAGCAGAUCUAUAUUGUGCUUCAGUGUAAGAAAAAUAAGAAGCUCCAGUUCAUCUUUACUGAUGGUGAUGUUGUUGACAUGGACAGAGAAUUUGGCAUAUUUCUGACUAUGAAUCCUGGUUAUGCAGGGCGACAGGAACUUCCAGAAAAUCUAAAGAUUCAGUUCCGUACAGUGGCUAUGAUGGUGCCUGACCGUGGUAUCAUUAUGAGAGUCAAGCUGGCAAGUGCAGGUUUCCGAGACAAUCAAAUCCUUAGUCGAAAAUUUUACACACUCUACAAACUUUGCGAGGAACAGUUAUCUAAACAGGUUCACUAUGACUUUGGAUUAAGAAAUAUUUUAUCUGUCUUAAGAACUCUUGGAGCAGUAAAAAGAUCCAAUCCCAAUGAGCCAGAGAAAACAGUAGUGAUGAGAGUUCUACGGGACAUGAACCUCUCCAAGCUGGUAGAUGAAGAUGAACCUUUAUUUAUGAGUCUGAUUAACGACCUGUUCCCUGGAAUUACUCUUGAUAAGGUCGGGUAUCCUGAACUAGAGUCGGCCAUUCGGAAAGAGACGGAGAAAGCUGGGCUUAUUCAUCAUCCUCCGUGGAUUCUUAAGCUUAUUCAACUGUAUGAAACUCAGCGAGUCCGACAUGGUAUGAUGACUCUGGGUCCGACUGGUGCAGGAAAGACAAAAUGCAUUAAUAUCUUGAUGAAAGCAAUGACAGACUGUGGCACUCCUCAUAAAGAGAUGAGGAUGAACCCAAAGGCAAUUACAGCUUCCCAGAUGUUUGGUACUCUCGAUGUUGCUACAAAUGAUUGGACAGAUGGCAUUUUCUCUACUUUAUGGAGAAAAACUUUAAAAGCAAAGAAGGGAGAACACAUAUGGAUAGUUUUGGAUGGUCCUGUGGAUGCGAUAUGGAUUGAAAAUCUGAACUCCGUUCUAGAUGAUAACAAGACCCUUACUUUGGCUAAUGGAGAUCGUAUUCCAAUGUCCCCAAACUGCAAGAUUGUUUUUGAGCCCCAUAACAUUGACAAUGCUUCCCCAGCAACAGUAUCUCGUAAUGGGAUGGUCUUUAUGAGUUCCUCUGUGUUAGAUUGGAGGCCCAUUUUAAAGGCUUGGCUGCAAACUUUGCCUGCUACUCACUCUGAUGUCCUAUGGAACAGCUUUAACAGUGUAUUUCAGGAUUUGAUUGAUUUUGUUUUCACUGCUGUGACACCGAAAAUGCCAGUUUUAGAAUGCAUGUGCAUCAAACAAGCUAUUGACCUCCUACAGGGUUUAUUGGCAGACAGAAAUGAGAAGCAGCCCAGCCAAGAGCAUCUAGCUCGCUUAUUUGUUUUUGCUAUAAUGUGGUCAGUAGGAGCUCUUCUGGAAUUGGAUGACAGAGUGAAAAUGGAACUGUUCUUACGGAAUCAUUCUGCAACGCUGGAACUUCCAGCUGUGAAUGGAGAAGAAACCAUGUUUGAGUUUGGUAUUAGUGAUUGUGGUCAGUGGGAGCACUGGUCAAAGAGGGUACCUGAAUAUGUUUAUCCUAAAGAUUCAGUGCCAGAAUAUACUUCCAUCUUAGUUCCAAAUGUAGACAAUGUCCGAACAGAUUUUCUAAUGGACACUCUCAUGAAGCAAGGGAAAGCAGUUCUACUUAUUGGAGAACAGGGAACAGCAAAAACAGUUAUGGUUAAGGGUUAUACCAGCAAAUAUGAUCCUGAACUUCAUCUGACAAAGCGCUUAAACUUCUCUUCUGCCACUCUGCCAAAUAUGUUCCAAAGGAGUAUAGAAAGCUACAUAGAUAAAAGAAUGGGCACAACCUAUGGUCCUCCAGCUGGAAAGAAAAUGACCAUAUUUAUUGAUGAUAUUAACAUGCCUGUGAUUAACGAAUGGGGUGAUCAGAUCACCAAUGAGAUUGUAAGGCAGCUGAUGGAGCAGAAAGGUUUCUACAAUUUGGAAAAGCCAGGAGAAUUCACUAAUGUGGUUGACAUCCAGUUUGUAGCUGCCAUGAUUCAUCCUGGAGGAGGUCGGAAUGACAUUCCUCAGCGCCUCAAGCGUCAAUUUAGUGUUUAUAACUGCACCCUACCUUCCAAUUCGUCUAUUGACAAAAUAUUUAGAACAGUAGCUGAAGGCUAUUUCUGCAUGCAGAGAGGCUUCCCAGAAGAAAUAUGUAAACUAGCAUCAGCAUUAGUACCUACAACUCGAAAAGUCUGGCAAGCAACUAAAGUAAAGAUGUUACCAACUCCAGCUAAAUUUCAUUACAUCUUUAAUUUACGAGAUCUCAGUCGUAUUUGGCAAGGAAUUCUUACAGUUUCCGCUGAAGUCUGCCAGAACACCAGUGUUUUGGCUGCUCUCUUCCAGCAUGAAUGCAGUCGUGUUAUUGCAGAUAGGUUCAUCAGCCAAAAUGACAAAGGCUGGUUUGAAGAUAUGAUGAGAAAGAUUGCAUCUGAGGAUCAUUGUCAAGACUUACUAGGAAAUGACCACAAGGAAUUAUACUUUGUGGAUUUUUUGCGUGAUGCCCCAGAGGCCACUGGGGAUGAACCCGAUGAAGUAGAGUUAGAAGCUCCUAAAAUUUAUGAGUCUAUUCCUUCCUUUGAUAACUUGGCUGAAAGAUUACAGAUGUUCAUGCAGCAGUACAAUGAAACCAUCAGAGGAACACAUAUGGACUUAGUAUUUUUCAAGGAUGCAAUGAUCCAUUUGGUUAAAAUAUCCCGAAUUAUCCGUACUCCACAGGGAAACGCCUUGUUGGUUGGUGUGGGUGGAUCUGGAAAACAGAGCUUGACCAGAUUAGCAUCAUAUAUUGCUGGAUAUCAGAGCUUUCAGAUUACUCUAACAAGAACAUAUGGCAUUAAUAACCUUAUGGAUGAUCUGAAAAUUCUGUACCGCACCGCUGGACAGAAAGGACAGGGUAUUACCUUUAUAUUCACAGACAAUGAAAUCAGAGAUGAGUCUUUUCUUGAGUAUAUGAACAAUGUUUUGGCUUCAGGUGAGGUUUCCAAUCUUUUUGCACGUGAUGAAAUAGAUGAAAUAACACAAGAUCUGAUAUCUGUGAUGAAGAAAGAGUACCCAAGACGUUCUCCUACUAGUGAAAAUCUCUAUGACUAUUUUCUUACUCGAGUUCGCAACAAUUUGCAUGUGGUUCUUUGUUUUUCUCCUGUUGGGGAAAAAUUCAGAACUCGGGCACUAAAGUUUCCAGGUUUGAUUUCAGGAUGUACUAUGGACUGGUUCCAGCGCUGGCCUAAAGAUGCUCUAGUAGCUGUUGCACAGCAUUUUUUAGCUUCCUACAAAAUUGAAUGCACAGAUGAAGUAAAACAAAGUGUUGUUAACACUAUGGGAACAUUUCAGGAUCUCGUAGCUGAAAAAUGCGUUGAGUACUUUGAACGAUACAGGCGUCAAACAUUUGUGACUCCAAAGUCUUAUCUGUCAUUCAUCAGUGGCUACAAAACCAUCUACAGAGAGAAAUUUGCUGGUGUGGGAAAUUUGUCUGACCGCAUGAAAACAGGUCUUGCAAAACUCAUGGAAGCUGAGAUUUCAGUAAACCAGCUGUCCAAAGAACUGGCAGUGAAAGAGAGAGACUUGGCUGUUGCUUCUAAAAGAGCUGAUGGCGUUUUACUGGACGUGACUAUGAAAGCCCAAGCUGCUGAAAAGGUGAAAAUGCAGGUCCAAAAGGUGAAAGACAAAGCCCAUGCCAUUGUGGAUGAAAUUGCCAUUGAUAAAGCAGCAGCUGAGGAGAAGCUUGAAGCUGCAAGACCUGCACUGGAGGAAGCAGAAGCAGCACUGCAGACUAUUAAACCAGUUGACAUUGCUACUGUUCGCAAACUGGGUAAACCUCCUCACUUGAUAAUGCGGAUCAUGGAUUGUGUGCUACUUCUGUUCCAAAGAAAAAUUGAUUCUGUGACAGCUGACCCAGAACGAACAUGUGUGAAGCCAUCAUGGACUGAAGCUCUGAAGCUAAUGAAUAAUUCAGGAUUUCUCAGCAUGCUGCUUACUUUCCAGAAGGAUUCAAUUACAGGAGAGAUUGUGGAACUACUACAGCCUUAUUUAGACAUGGAAGAUUAUAAUCUGGAGACUGCUAAAAAAGUUUGCGGGAAUGUAGCAGGUCUAUGUUCAUGGACACAAGCAAUGGCAUACUUCUACAGUAUUAAUAAAGAAGUCCUUCCCCUUAAGGCAAAUCUAGCGUUGCAGGAAGCAAGGCUAGCAGUUGCCCAAAUGGAAUUAAAUAAUGCACAGAACCAGCUUGAUGAGAAACAGAGGGAAUUGGACCAAGUACAAGCCAUGUAUAAUGCUGCCAUGCAAGAGAAACAAACUUUACUGGAUGAUGCUGAGGCAUGCAGACGGAAGAUGAAUAAUGCCACAGCCCUAAUUGAAGGCUUAGGUGGAGAAAAGAUUCGUUGGACAGAAAGCAGCAAAAAUUUUCAAAAUCAAAUUAUUCGAUUAGUGGGAAAUGUUCUUCUAGCCACUGGAUUUCUCUCUUACUCUGGGCCAUUCAAUCAGGAGUAUAGGAACCUGCUGCUCCGGCUGUGGAAGACAGAAAUGGACCAAAAUAGAAUUCCAUAUAGUGACGAUCUUAACCUCAUCAGUAUGCUUGUUGACAAUGCUACAAUUGGAGAAUGGAGCCUCCAGGGUCUUCCAAAUGAUGACCUUUCAAUUCAGAAUGGCAUCAUUGUCACAAAGGCAUCUCGAUAUCCUUUGCUGAUUGACCCACAAGGUCAAGGAAAGAUCUGGAUUAAGAAUAAGGAAAAGAAUAACGAACUCCAGGUUACAUCUCUGAACCACAAAUACUUCAGGAGUCACCUAGAAGACUGCCUUUCCCUAGGAAGACCUUUGUUAAUAGAAGAUGUCAGAGAAGAACUCGAUCCUGCUCUGGAUAACAUUUUGGAAAAAAAUUUCAUAAAAUCUGGCUCAACUCAUAAAGUAAAAGUAGGUGACAAGGAGGUAGAUGUAAUGAAGGGAUUUACCCUUUAUAUAACAACUAAAUUGGCUAAUCCUGCCUACACUCCAGAAAUCAGUGCAAAAACGGCUGUGAUUGAUUUUACUGUUACCAUGAAAGGCUUGGAAGAUCAGCUCCUUGGCCGUGUCAUUCUCACUGAAAAACAGGAACUGGAGGCAGAAAGAGUCAAGCUGAUGGAAGAAGUGACAUCUAACAAGAGGAAAAUGCAGGAUCUUGAAGACAGUCUUCUCUUCCGUUUAACCAGCACAGAAGGGUCUCUGGUUGAAGAUGAAUCUCUGAUAGAAGUCCUAAGAAUCACUAAAACAACUGCAGAAGAGGUGAGUGAAAAGUUAAAUGUUGCAGCAGAGACAGAGGUGAAAAUCAACACCGCACGUGAAGAAUAUCGUCCAGUUGCUUGUCGUGGCAGCAUCCUUUAUUUCCUAAUUGUGGAAAUGAGCUUGGUAAAUGUAAUGUACCAGACAUCCUUACGGCAAUUCCUUGGCAUUUUUGAUCUAUCGGUGGAAAGAUCAGUGAAAUCUCAGAUCACAGCCAAACGAGUAGCCAACAUAAUUGAGCAUCUCACCUAUGAAGUAUACAAGUACACUGUGCGAGGGCUGUAUGAAAAUCACAAGUUCCUCUUCACAUUGCUCAUGGCACUGAAGAUUGACUUGCAGGCCAAGAAAAUUUCUCACAAUGAGUUUCAGACACUCAUCAAAGGAGGUGCAAGUUUGGAUCUGAACUCUGUACAACCAAAGCCAAAGAAGUGGAUCCUUGACAUGACAUGGCUCAAUCUUGUACAGUUAUCUAAUCUGUACCCUUUUAACCAGCUUCUGGGGCAAGUUACAAGGAAUGAAAAGGCCUGGAAAGCCUGGUUCGAUAAAGAAGCACCUGAAGAGGCUCCUCUUCCUGAUGGAUAUGACAGUUUAGUGGAUACAUUCCGUAAACUGCUCCUUAUCCGUAGCUGGUGCCCUGAUCAUACCAUUGCUCAGGCGCGGCACUACAUUGCAGAAUCUCUCAGUGUGAAAUAUGCAGAAGGAUUUAUUCUUGAUAUGGAAGCAAUGUGGACUGAAAGUGACUGUCGAACACCCUUGACUUGCUUUUUAUCUAUGGGAUCUGAUCCCACUGAAAAUAUAGAGCGUCUUGCAAAAUCAAAGAAUACUCCUUGUCGUGCCAUUUCAAUGGGUCAGGGCCAGGAGAUCCAUGCAAGGCGCUUAUUAAAUCAGUGUAUGCAAGAUGGAGGAUGGCUCCUUCUGCAGAACUGCCACCUGGGCUUGGAUUUCCUUGAUGAAUUAUUGGACACCAUCAUAACAACGGAAUAUAUGAACGAGGGUUUCAGGACGUGGAUUACUACAGAGGUCCAUUCAAAAUUUCCUAUUAAUCUUUUGCAGUCAUCGAUCAAAUUUACUAAUGAACCACCUCAAGGUGUAAAGGCUGGUUUAAAGCGGACAUACUCUGCUAUUACUCAGGAACAGCUGGAAGUGAGCAAUAUGCCACAGUGGAAACCACUGUUAUAUGCUGUGGCAUUUCUACAUACAACUGUUCAGGAAAGACGAAAGUUUGGUCCAUUGGGCUGGAACAUCCCUUAUGAAUUUAAUCAAGCAGACUUUGCAGCCAGUGUGCAGUUUAUUCAGAAUCAUUUGGAUGAGGUUGACAUUAAGCGUGGGGUGAACUGGAGCUGUGUUCGCUAUAUGCUUGGAGAAGUACAGUAUGGUGGCCGUGUAACAGACGACCUUGACAAAAUGUUGCUAAAUACAUUUGCCAGAGUGUGGUUUGGAGAGAGUAUGUUUACCGACAAAUUUUGCUUCUACAAAGGUUACAUUAUUCCAAAAGGCAAGACAGUUGAAGACUAUCUCCAGCACAUAGAGCAGCUGCCAAUUGUCGAUACACCUGAGGUAUUUGGACUUCACCCUAAUGCAGACAUAACUUAUCAGACUAAUAUGGCUAAUGAGACAUUAAGCACAAUAGUUAGCAUUCAGCCUAAAGACAGCGGCAGUGGAGGAGGGGAAACCAGAGAAGCAAUGGUACAGCGUCUUGCUGAUGAGAUGCUGGAGAAAUUGCCACCAGACUACAUCCCUCAUGAGGUGAAAGCCCAACUUCAAAAGAUGGGAGCAAUUCAACCCUUAAAUAUAUUUCUACGUCAGGAAAUUGACCGUAUGCAGCGUGUUAUAUCAAGAGUUCGAACUACACUGACCGAUCUCAAGCUGGCCAUAGAUGGGACCAUUAUUAUGUCGGAAGACUUGCGAGAUGCUUUGGAUAACAUGUAUGAUGCCAGAAUUCCAAAGCUUUGGUUCAAGAUUUCCUGGGAAUCUGCUACUUUAGGGUUUUGGUUUACUGAGCUUCUUGAAAGAAACCAACAAUUUAGCAGCUGGCUCCUGGAUGGCCGACCAAAUCAAUUCUGGAUGACAGGAUUCUUUAAUCCACAGGGAUUCCUAACUGCCAUGCGGCAGGAAACGACACGCUUGAAUUUAGCAAAAGGCUGGGCGCUCGACAGUGUUAUUUUACACAAUGAUGUAACCAGGAUGAUGAAAGAAGAUAUUAGCAGCCCUCCUCCGGCUGACAUUGGUGGGGUUUACAUAUAUGGCCUUUUCCUGGACGGAGCAGGUUGGGACCGUAGGAACGCCAAGCUAACGGAGUCUGCGCCAAAGGUGCUGUUCACAAGUCUUCCUGUGGUCCAUGUGUACGCUAUCAGCACCACAGCACCACUGGAUCCAAAGAAACAGCCAGGGAGCUUGUACUCCUGUCCUGUGUACAAAAAACCUCGACGAACGGAUCUGACAUACAUUUUCUCUUUAUAUUUGAAAACUGUGCAAAAUCCUGACCACUGGACUCUAAGGGGUGUUGCAUUACUCUGUGAUUCCAAAUAACGCUAUGGCAAUAAGAUCCCAUUGGAAUACUGGGCAAAGGGCGUUCAGGCUUUAGUUUUAUUACGUAGCAGGGGUAUAUUUCUAUUCAUAGAUGUAUGGGCAUUAGCAGAUCAUAUUUGUAGAGACAGCUGUAUCUGCAUGGUGAUUUGUAUGAUCUUUUCGCAGCAGGAAUCAUUAAACAUGUUUAACUUGGGAACAUCAACCAGGGAACCUUCAAAUCUGUGACAUGGAAAACAAUUAUAGGUAUAAAGUCUAGUUGCACCGAAUCUGUCCCCAUUUGCUGUAUAAAUUAGCUCAUUCUACUAAAUACUCUAUUCCACAUUCAAAAUAUAUCCCCAUUAAAAAUGCCUCUUGCUUGAAACUACUGUUCUAACUAGAUUUUACAGUGAUUCUUUAUUGAUCUUAUCUCCUCUUUAUAAUACUGUUAUGCUGACAGGUAUUGGUGAUUGCAAAGAACACAAGCCCCUUUGGAAGUGGGUACAAAUACACCCUUCAAAUAACACAACUGUCAGGACAAGUUAAUCACAAGCCCCCCUCCCCACCUAAGACAAAAGGGGAUGUGAAUCCGCCCAGGAGUUAAAGACCAUGUGGGCAGAGGGGUUUUCAGUGUGCGUGCACGCAGAACAAGCAGAAUGAGCAAGCCUCAGAGGUUGGAAGAAAGCCAAGCAGUUGCUUGUAAGCACAGGGUGAGCCAGGAGAAACCUAGAGGAAGAUUCUGGGUUUGGUGCUGGCUAAAGAGGCUGUAAUCAAAGACAUGAUCCUGCUUUUUUAUUCCUCCUGCAUGCCUUGUAAAUAAACAACCCUCCAUCAAAGAAAAUAUCAGCUCCCUCAUUAAUUUCUGCUCCCAAGUAGAACAGCCCCAGGGGCCUGAACUUUUUUGACUGGCCUCUGGAGCCAAAAAGGAGCCAGGGUACAGAUUUGGAAUUAUGCAGCCAUGUUUCAGUUCCAAGUGCAUCAGCUGCAGCAUUACUGAAGAAAGAUGGUGCUAUAUCCAAAUGGUUCUCUGGCUAUAAGCACUGCUUUAAAUGACUCAGAUUGCUUAGACGGAGACUGCCUCUAGGGAUAGACACUUGGCUAAGCUGGCAGCUAAUGUUUUGGAGAAACAGGAUUUGGUCUAACUUUUAGAAACCUUUGACUAAUUCUUAGUGACUGGAAACUGAGGUGCAAGGUGUCACUCUCCUUUCCCUUCUCUGCCCCACCCACUUCCUUCCUUUCUUUUUCUUUGUGGUUUUUUUUUACUGUUCUCCCCUUAUUUUUAUAAUACUAAAAUAAAAGAAAAAGUUGAUGAUGUACCACAAGUUUAAAUGUCUGCACACAAAAAGGCCUGUCUAAUUGGCAUGCAGUUACUUUUGAUUUCAUUUGUAAAGUGGGUAAUUGUGCAUACAAAGAGACAAACCUCUGCCUGACCGUUAUCUCCUCUGUGCAUGCAGGCAUAGCGCUCCUGUGGGUGUGCAUGGUUCUGACGAAGUGGGUAUUCACCCAUGAAAGCUCAUGCUCCAAUACGUCUGUUAGUCUAUAAGGUGCCACAGGACUCUUUGUUGCUUUUACAGAUCCAGACUAACACGGCUACCCCUUUGAUACUGUUUGUGAUGAAACUGAAAGAAACAGCAGCCGGCACAGUAGACGCUCUAUCCAGAAAUGGCUGUGGAGUUUAUUAUUUUUAUUAGCAGUGUAUGCAGCUUCCAGUGUACAGCAAGGAUGGGUGUAGACAGGCUUGGUUUGAAAACAGAAACAAGGCUACUACUGGCAGAAAAGCUGUAUGGCUUCUUUUUGCCAGGCCAGGACACUUUCAAAGUAAUAGGCAUUACUGUUGGGGCCAGGGAAAGAACAGCCUACAGGGAAUGCUCUGCCAGCCUCUCUCUCUCUCUCUGUUUUUUUGCUUUUUGUGCCGAUACCUUUGAUUUUUCUGUCCAUUUAAACAGUGAUCCGGCCAACUGGUCCACAAACAGGGUUCAACUUUUCGUACAGUCGGUUUUAUUUUAUGUUUAGUAGUUGCAGGACUCUUACUGUUUGGAGGAGUAAAAUUCACUUCCACAACUAGCACAGAGUGUUAGACUUGUUCCUGGAAAACAGAGAACAAGCUGUACCUUAAGGGUCACACUCUACCCUUGAUCUGUGCACAGAACUCACUGCACGCAAUUCCCGGGAGACGAUAGACCUAAAGGAGCCCACACUGUCAAAAGGCUCACCGCUCCCCCCGCUUGGAGUGCAGCUGCUUGCAUCCAUUGACUUCAAUGAGAGUUCGAGGUGUGAAAGGGAUAUAGGAUCAGGCUUCAAGAACAUGGCUUAGACACUUUGGGGAACGAUGAAAAAGAUCAGAGAGGACAUUAACCAGGACAAGGCUGCUCUACUCUAGAGGCUCCAAUCAGUUACUGUUUUCUGUAUGUGGCAAGCAAAUUAACUUUGAUGCCCUAAUAAGCUGCAGCAGUUAACAAAAUAAUAUUGCGACUACACUCUGUUAGAAUGAAGCGGGUACUUUGAAAUACUCUGCACGACUCAAGAGCUCACUUCUUGCUAUAAAAGCAAAUCUAAUAAAUGUGAUAAUUUGACAGAAUUUCCAUGUAAUGGGUCAAAUAAAGCUUUUCAUCCUAAUUCUAUCACCCCUUUGCUUUAUCAAGUUACAAUAAAAUUAAAAAAUGAAAUAGCUUUUUUAAAAAUAGAGGCCCAUUCGUUAGCACAUAGUAGCCUGCAAACUACUGCAAGUUUAACAAUUUGUACCUUGCAGUAAAACAGCUUUAUUUGAUAGCUUUAAAUAUGUAUUUAAGAAACAGACUGAGUCUCUAUUAGGGCUUUUUAUUGUAGGAUAACAUCAACUCACGCAAAAUAGAACAUGGACUAUGUAACAUCAGAAACAGUCACCAUUACCAUCUGUGCAAGGGAAGAUGGCUACAGUGAUAUAAAGAACAAGAAAAAUAUUACACAGUUACAUAGCUUGCCAGCUAAACUUUCAAAUGCUCCUUCCAUAUGCACUGAGGAAUCUUUGGGUUUUUUUUCUUUUUAAUAGUUAUUUAUUACAGUAUUGAAUAGAAUUACAAUAGAUGUUAUGCAAACAUUGGUCUUGCUUACAGUGCUUCAUGACUUCAUUCAUCCCAAACCGGCACCACGAAUCCAAUUUGAAAGCUUUGCCGUGCCAGUUACAUAGUAUAUCGUUAAGCCCUUAGAACCGGUGUUCCAUAGUUGCCAUAGCUAAUUCCUAAUUCAGAAAAUUCCGAUUCUAGGUACCAGGGACUGAAUCACAGGACUGGCAGGCAAAGUAUUGGAAAUCAAAUCUAAUUGGGUUUGAAUGAUAGCUUGACCAGUUAGCCAUGGGUCCUGGGUCAAAAUAGAAUCUUGGACAGUAAAUAAACUCAUAGCUGUUGUCAAUAUUGUACAAAUAUCAAUCCCUCACUCUGAGAUCUAAUUUUAUGUAAGUACUAAGGAGACAUCAAGUAAACUUAAACAGAAGAGGCCCAUUAAACCCUGCUUAUUCUGCCAGUACAAUGGCUAUGUUUACUAACAUACCUCAUUUCAGGGCAUGGAUUCCUCCCUGCUUAGUGCUACAAACACUGCGUUUCAUACUCUUAAAGAUUGUGUCUGGCUUGCACUCUCUGUGGCUGUGACUGGUCGAUAGUGAUGAUGAGAAGGAAACAAAGAACUGGAUAUGGAUUGGCCUGCGUGUCAAUAGCUUUUGUUGGCAUUGAUUUUAAUUGUUUAGAACCCGAGCAAAAUGCCAAGAGCAGAAAACAGAGUGGUCCUUUUAUCUCAGCAGCUACCUUAAAAAACAAACAAACAACAAUCUGUUUUUCCUCUGCUCUGUCAGUGGCAAUUAAUUCUGAAACUGUUUUCAGUUUUGUAUGACUGGAGCAGAGGAACAACUAUUCAUCAGUUCUUGCACAGAAAAGGCAAAUGGGCCUGCCCUUCUCAAAGUUCACUUUAGUCCCACAUUCUUGUUUUUAACUCUCAAUUCCUCAGUGCUCAUAUAUUAAUCUUGUUUCCCUUACUACUAAUUUAUACCAUCACCUUCCUCAGUACCAAAUGACACUUGUACUGACCUUUGCAUAAUACAGCUAUUCUAUCAGAGUUCUCCAUUGCCUCCAGAUUUCUCCAGUGUUUAAUUUGUCCUAUUGUUUUUAACCUGCUGCUGCUUCAGAAAGUGCAUCUCUCAACUUCAUCAAUCCCCCCUUUCAAAAUGCUAGAAAUCCCUAUUAGUCACUUCAGAUAACAGUUCUCAAAAAUCUAUUGGCUCUGCUGCUUUUCAUUGCACUGUCUCCAAAGCAAUAAUUUCCUCUUCCUGCUAUUUGAGCGGGCGGUCCAAAAAGAGUCUUACUGCAAUUCUUGUAGUCUUCCCUUCCGCUAAUAUAAAGUAAUACAUUUAUCUCAGUUGCUUGUUUGCUUUUUGAUGUUGGCAUGAGAUAAAUGGAGAUGUUCUUUGGAUGCCUCUGUGCAUAAAACUAAAGAUAGCAACAAGGCGAUUAAGUGCCUUAUAUUUUUGUUUUAAAUAUACAAGGAGUUUCCAUCUCCUUGUGAUGUGCAAUUGUAACUCCCAUUCACAUUAAUUGAAGUUAUAUGUACACGUCAAGAGAGAUGAGACCCUUUGUUCUGUUUAUGUGACUUUGCGUAGUAAUAAAAAGGCAACAAACACAUUGUCUGCUAUACAUAUAAACACUAGAACAGCACCGAUAUAUUUUUCUGCUAUAACAAUAAAAAGUUACACACACUCUCAAUCUGUCCAAGUGAACAGAUACUAACUAUGCUUUCUCUUGUACAAUAACACAGUAUAUACUACUUAAUCACUUAUGCUGGAUGCUUGAGGUCCAACAGAAGACCAUUAUCACUUCCUCCUUCUGUUGCCUCCUGUUUAAGAACGAUUUUCUCUGCUGGCUGGGAUGUGCCUUUUGUUCCACUGCCUUUGUCUUUCUUUACUUUGGUGAUCACUUCUGUGUAGGAAAUCUCUUCUGUGACUGGUUCUUCUGCCCCACUCACUGAAACUGCAUGCACACCAGCUUCCUGGAUUCCUUCUUGCCCUUCAGCUACUGUUCGCUCUUUAUCUUUCUUAUUGACCUUGAAUGUCUCCUUUGUUGGAGCUGCUUUUGAAAUAGUUUUUUUGAGCCUUAUCCCAGAUUGUUUCAGCCUUUCUCCUGACUGCCUCAGUCUCUCUCGCCUCUCUGGUGUCACUAUUCUAGUUCGAAGCCUGUUCACCUUCUUGCCAAAAUUUUGUCUGGUCUUCUGCAUAUUUUCCCUUGAAAAUGCCUUUUUGAUAUUAUCUAUGCGUCUCAUGCCUGAUUUUUUAAAUCGGGAUGCUCUGCUUUCGUCUAUAUAAUAUUCUUCAUCAGAAGAGAGGUCAUCAGGUGGGAAGAAUUGCUCUUCCAGGUUUUCACCUCUUGUCCUGUCUUUGAUAACAGACAGCGAAGAUGGACAUUCUGUUUCCUCCUGUGAAUGAAAACAUAAAGACAUCGUUCCGCUAGUGUUUUAAAGGAGCAGAGCAUUUAAGCAUAUAGUUUUUUUGGCUUCUUAUUUGUAAGUAUCAACAACUGAGCUAUAAUGAUGUGGCACAGGGAGGUGGGGUCUCGCCUGAGAACCUGCACGAUCUCCUGAGGAUAAAGGGGACUGGAAAAACUCUGAUUUUGCAGCCUCUGUUCAGUCCCAUGCCUAUUAGGGAGAUUGCUUUAAAGGCUAGUUCUACUCUGAAAAGGGAUGAACAAUGUAAAACUCGCAUCAUUGUGUCCCACAUUUAGUGUGCCUCAAUGGACUGCAGUUCACAUGUGCUUAGUUUGCAGUUAGAAAGGAUGUUUUUCUAGCUACCAGCCCUGCUAUUCUGAGGUUGGAGAGUCAAGCUGGGUUCUUUCCUUCUCAUACAUCACCAGUAAUGAGCACCAUGCAGGGCAAGUUGGCCUUCACCUACAGACAGCCUCACUGACUCCAUAUCAACGUCCCAUAUGAACCUGUAGCCCCCUCCUUACUUUCAUUAGGUUUGCACAGUUGUAAUUAACUGGACGUUAGCAGUGAAAUCUGUUGAUGCACAGGGAGGAACAGAGUCCAGCUCAGACCCUUCUAGAGUAUGUCUUCACUGCAGCUAGGCCAGGCACCCAGGUCUGAGCACCUAGCUCAGCCUAGCCUGACUGCCAGUGGCCUCACUGCAAAACCCUACUGGUGUUAUUGUGUCCUCUGCUUAUGCACGCGCCCACGUGUGGCUGGGAGCAUAGCCUGUGUCCUCACUGCAAAGGGAGCAGGUUCCAGCCCAAGUUCAAGUGAAGUCUGGGCUUUAAUCCAUAUCCAAGUAGGGACGUUAGACCAGGUUUAAAGCACCUCCAAACCCAGGUAAAAGGUUAGUGCAUGUGGAUAGUGACAGGGGUUGUGCUAAAACCCAGGGAAGAGCCUGGGUGAACUCUGCAGUGACAACACACCCUUCGGUUCACAGGAGUGAAAUGUCACUGACGCGCGCUGGUAAGGCUCAGUACACACCAGGAGCUGAUCUGCUGAAUGGGAAGCCAUUUUUACAUAGUCACUUUUCAGCACCACAUUUUACUCCUCCCCUAUCAAUUCAGCAACAAAAGCAAAGCUCCAGGUGGCAGUAGUAGAGGUGGGCAACCCUUAGAAAUACACGAAUGGCGUUGUUUAGUAUUACAGGCAUAGAGGCAUUUUCAACAGUAAAUGUAUAUUAUCCCAUGUUAAUGCAUUAACUGACCACUCAGCAAAUCUUUGUGGGUCUCUGUAGUAGGUCUUCAAUGGGAGGUUAUUGAAUGGUGCAUUAAUCACCUUGGUAUCCACUGCCUGCCAUGUCACAAGGAUUGCUAAUUUGUACUGAAUAUUAAAUACAUAGUCUAGAUAAGUGCCAUGCUGGCCAUGUACUAAGCAGUGAAACUAUAUGAUAAAAUACAUUUACUUUACACCUUUGGCUUUGUUUGGCUGCCCGCUAUCCACUCAUCCCUGUCAGUGAGUUCAGCAGGGGGCUGGGGAGGAACGGUAGCUGCAUUUUGAAAAGAAGUGAUCUAAAGGGAGGCAGUGCAAUUGGUCGCUUGUGGAGGAGUGAGCAUCUCAGCCAUUGAGGUGAUAAGGGUGCUGUAGCUACCUAGAGGAAGAGAGAUUUUAACCGCCAGAAAAGUGUGUGUUAUACCAGAAUUUUCUGAAAGCUCUUUUUGGGCAGUAAGUUACUGAGCAUCAUUUUAAUGGUAAAUUAUGUGCAAAAAGCUGAGGGUGAAUAUUCCGUAAAAGGAUACGUCUGAAAAGAGUAGACCCAACCUGCAAAUCAUAGUCACACAGCAGCUGAGCCAAGAACCAUUUAGCUCAGUGUAAUGAUUCUCAUGGAGAUUCUGGAUCUGCCCGAUAGAGUCAAUUUCUUUCUGAUACUAGCAGACACAUAGCAGAAAACGCAGAACCAGUAGCAGCUGUGAGAUGGAAACUGGCACCCCUUUCCUACCCCAGCAAUCUCCUCCUUGUGCACACAAACAACGCUGUACAAAGUUUGUUCAUACUCCCAAGAGGAGCAGCUCCUCACACAGCCUCAGGCAGAAUACAUGGUAUAUUAAUAUUGUUUUUGCAUAAUGUAUCAUUUCCCAUUUGUGGGCUUAUCACACCUGAUUCCUGGAGCUUGUCAGAAUUUGGGCCAUAGCUUAAUAAUAUUUUCUAACUACCAAAGACGUUUGAAUGAGAGAGUCCACGAAGUGCCAGUCAGUUUCUCAAAUGUAUCUUAUGCUGAUGAAUUCCUGUAUGGUGCACUGCAAACUGAACUGAUUUCUGGCCAGAAAAACAGCUGUAAUUUUCAAAAUGCAAAUGCAUGUUUAAUUUUACUUUACAAAGUAUUAACUAUCAGUAAUAUAUA